Tetrahymena thermophila SB210 is the source of this 2439-nucleotide messenger RNA. RefSeq lists its product as hypothetical. The transcript has 7 exons. Lineage: Eukaryota; Ciliophora; Oligohymenophorea; Hymenostomatida; Tetrahymenidae. The record is from RefSeq and is a predicted model, not a curated record.
AUGCAUUCACAUUAGAAUCAUCAAUCAUCUUCUUAAUAACAGAGUCAUCAUAGAAGCUUUACUCCAACAGGAUAAUACCCUAUUUAACCUAGCAAAUCUCAGCAGUCAAUUUAAUAGAUGAUUUAACAAUAGCAACCACCUCAUAGAAUCUCAAACCCAAAUAUUUCUUAGAACAAUAACUCCUUUACAUAAAAUAGAAAUGCCAUUAAUCCUGAUUCCUUUUCAUCAAAUAGAUAAAUGAUUGAAAGAGGUCAAUAUAAUAUUCCAACUCCUUAAUAUAUGCAUGGGGCAAGAAAUGCUUCAACUGAAAAUAAAGAAAAUAACACUCCUCCUUAUCAGUCUGUAUAAACUCUCCCAAAUUACUAAAGCAACAAACCUUCUAAUUCAAAUUAUCCCCCUCCAGCUUACUAAUAACCCAACUAGAAUGCUUAAAGUUCAAGCUAUUCAAAAGAAUUUUUUAACAAUCAUAACACCAGUCAAUAACAAUAGUAUAACUCUUAAAGAGUUCCAGUCUCGCCAAAUAACUAAUACUAUCAAUAAUAAAAUUCUACUCCAUCAAGUUCUAGGUUUACUCCAGAAUAGCUUAAAAACUAUGUAACAGAGCAAUUAGAAGACUUUAAAGUUGAGUUGAUGAAAAAUUUUUAAAAUGUCGUCUAAGAAACAAUCUAAAAGAACUAAAUAAGUAGCAAUGCAAUCGAAAACUUGAAGAGACAAGUUGGAAGUAAUAAGUUAGACAUAAACUAAGUUCAGUAGAAAAUGGAGAAUAUAAAUAUUCAAAUUGAUGAAAUUAGGAAUUUACCUCAAAAUCAAGAACUUAAUUUAAAUUAGGAGUAUUUAGAGAGAGAAGUCUAGCAAACUAUAAGAAAUUUAUAUGAAGAUAAAAUUGAGAACAUCGAAGCAAGCUAGAAUGAGAUAAGAUUAGUGUUGGACAAUUUAAAGGAUUAGCUUGUAAAAGAAAUAGCUGACUAAAUGAAUUCUAUUGGAAAUGCCAUUUAAACAAAAGCACAAGAAGAAGAUGAAAUAAUCUACCAAAAUAUAUCAGACGUUAAACAUCAAUGGGAGAAAAAACUUAAUCUGGUGUUUGAUUAAAUGAAUACAAAAAUAAAUAAUAUAGAACAAAGUCUUGAAAACUUUAAGAAAGAAAAGGCUAUCCCUAAAGCUGAGUUCAUGUAAAAUGAAAUAUACCAAAAAUUUGAUGAAUGUGUGAAAAGAUACGAAAGUUAAUUAAUGCAUGUCAAAGCUUAAAUAGACAGCAAACUAGAUAAAUCUCAACUACAAGAAGUUAUACAUGGAUAUAAAAACAUCAAAGAAAAUGAAAUUUUUAACAAAAUUGGCUUAGAAGUAGAAAAUCUAAAGCGUUUAAUGGAAGAAAAUUCUCAAGAAGUUGAAAAGAGUGCAAUGGAAUUCGAGGGAAGAAUAAGAAAGUUUGAGUAAUAUGUUGAAGCUAAAUUAAGAGACUACAACCAGAAGCUAAAAGAUAAAUUUGAGAAUUCUGCUUCAAUUGAAAAUUAAGUGAAGUAAUAAGAAUAUAUGAUUUAAUAAUUUGAAGAACAAAUAAACUAGUUGAAUGAAUAGUAUGAGAAUUUACAAUAAGAACUAAAAUCUCAUGACUCUAACGUCUUUGAAUUAAAAUAGUAAAGUGAAGAAAGAUUUGAAAAGUUAGUUAAAGAUUUAAAUAUGUUUGAAGAUAAUAUGAGUAAAAAUAACUCUAAGGUGUAAAAUGACUUAGCAUUAAGUCAUCAAAAUAUGGAUGAUAAAGUUGAGAAUUUAAACAAAGAAAUGUAAAUACUUCUCACAUAGAUGUCUGCUUUCUAAAAUGCUUUAGAUGAAAAUAUUUAACAGUUUAAUUAAAAAAUAAAUCUUGAACAAUAACAAAACAAUAAAAUUUUAAACCAAAUCUAGCAAAAUCCUAGCGUGUCUCCUAUUAAAAAGAAUCUUCCUUAAAAUAAUAAAAGUAAUUUCUAAAGUGAUAAUUUGAAUCAGGUUAUAAACGGUAAGGAAAGUUAGGUUUCUACUAAAUAUGAUGACUACUUGUAAAAAUAUGAAGAUUUUAACAAAGAAGUUUAAGAAUAUCUUUCACAAAGAAAUGAAAUACAAGAAGAUGAUUUAGAUAAAAAUCAAAAUCAUUAAGAUUAUGAUGAAUACACAAAAAGUAAUUUGAACUAAUAAAUCCCUAAUGAGUAAGAAAGUGAAAUUAAAAAAGCACAACAAUAAAAAUAAAUCAAUUCAGAAAAAAAUAGAGGCAGACGCUUUAAAGAAGAAGAUAAUGAGGAAGAAGAGGAGGAGGAAGAAGUAGUUUACGAACUUGAUGAUAAAGGAUAUUUAAUAGACGAAAAAGGAAAUUACAUACUUGAUGAUGAAGGAAAGCCUAUUCAGCUCUCAUAAGAACAUAUAGAAUAUCUAAAAACAAAUCAUAUGUUACAAGAAGAUGAAAACUGA